This is a messenger RNA of Esox lucius (northern pike), 1606 nucleotides long. RefSeq lists its product as uncharacterized. The coding region runs from base 209 to 1462 and encodes 417 amino acids. The transcript has 7 exons. The record is from RefSeq and is a predicted model, not a curated record. NCBI's taxonomy places the organism in Eukaryota, Metazoa, Chordata, Actinopteri, Esociformes, Esocidae. Gene Ontology annotation, biological process: regulation of transcription by RNA polymerase II; cellular response to lipopolysaccharide.
CUAAGGUCAGAUGGACUUUUUACAGCAUAUACUGUUGAGGCUUAAGGUUAGUCCUUCAAGCUCAUUAUAUAAGAUUCUGAAUAAGUUGACAGUUGUACCAGUUCAAAAAGAGUAGUCAAAACCGUUCUUAUAGACAGGCGGCAGACCUUUUUCAAUUUUUGUAAAAUUUUACUGGUUCACUUGUUUUCUAAGUUGUAUUUGUUUAGUCAUGGACGGAGGGUUACUCUCCAUGUCGUCAUCAUCUGAGGAAGACUCUCCACUUCACAAUACCAGUCCUAUGCCAGAAGAACACGGGGCUAUAGUGGAAUCAAUGCCGGAGAAGGAGACAGAGGAGGUAGUCCCUGCUGGUGACAGGUCAUUGUCCGGUGAGGACCAGAGGUCACUAAUCACCGACAGUAUGUCAGUGACCUCAGCUGACCAGGAGAAGCUACUGCUACUCAACAGGAACACUGAGCUACGCAAAGUCAACAAAGAGCUGAUGAAGCUGAACGAGGACUGGGACCAGGUGUAUCGCAGCACCACUGUGAGUCUACAGCAGAAAGUGGAGGCACUGGAGGAGGAGAACAACACGUUUAAACAGCUCAAUAACAGACUACUGCUCAAAGUCGAUCAUGAACAGAGCAAGAGAGAGUACUAUGAACACACCCUGAUGCAGGAGCUAAAGAAGAACCAACACCUGCUUGAGUACAUCCGGGUGCUGGAGACCAGACUGCAUCACACAGAUAAAGACAGAGACUGGAGUCUGGGCCUGGAGACAAGUAUGGGCUCGGUGACCCAUUCUCCAGAAUCCAGACCCAUCUCUGACACCCCUGGAGGACCAACUCCCUCCCCAAGCAAACACCAUUGCACCCUAGCUGGCAUCUCCUUAUCUCCCUCUAGUCACAGCCACAGUGCCACUCUACACCAAUCCAAGACAUCUCUCCUCUCCUCAUAUACCCCAGACCGAGGGUACUGGAGCGGAGGCAGGAGCACCAACGACCCAUUCAGAGCUGCGGAGGAGCAGGCGAACCCACACAAAGAGGUGCAGGACCUCAAAGAGCAGCUGGAGGCCCUUAGAUGCCAGACAGAGAUCUACGAGUCGGAUUAUAUGACAGAGCAAAAGGACCACAAACACACACAGCAGGAAAACAAGAGGCUGAGGAAGAAGAAGGAGGAGAUGAGGCAACAGAUGGUCCUUCUACAGGAACAACUCAAGGUUUAUGAGGAUGACUUCAGGAAGGAGCGGUCAGACAAGCAGGUCCUGCAGCGUCUGCUGUUGAAGAAGAGCCCAGCACCAGUUAAACAGCCUGUCCUGGUUCACCGCUGUAAUAAUGACCAGCCACCUGUAGGGGGAGACAGGAGGAGGCGCAGAGACGAACAGAGGGAAGCGCAACCGCACCCCAACGUACAACAGGCAGACCAACCCCACCACCCGCUAUGCCCCAAACACUGCGAGAGGAGGAAGGCUGAUGAGUUCCUGUAAAGAAUGCACAUACUCACGUUCACUUAAUGCACGACCAUGCUAACAAACAUUUUAGGUGUGCGAUGAUUUUGUACUGCCACUAUGCUUAGCUUACUCAAGUGACUGAGUUUAGUUAUCUUUAAAUAAAUGAUGUGUGUUACCUUU